ACAUCACGUAAAUACAUCUGCUUCCUUGUAGAAACAAUCAGAAGUUAGCAGUCGCUCACUUGAGAGUCACAGCGGCGUGCAGAGGGAACGUUUAUCUGAACGCGAUGGGGAAAAUAGAGUGGGCGAUGUGGGCCAACGAGCAGGCUCUGGCUUCGGGUCUCAUUCUCCUCACUGGAGGCAUUGUGGGGGUGGCUGGACAGUUCAGAGGCUGGCAGUUUGCUGCUUAUGCAGUUGCUGCUGGGGUGUUUGUGUGCCUGCUCGAAUACCCCAGGAGCAAGAGGAGCAAGGGCACGAGCGUGGAGAGACCGGGCCAGUACUGCUUCACAGUGUGUGUUAAGUCCUUCGGGCCGCUGACAAGGAACUACUAUGUCAGAGCAUUUUUACAUGCUGCUAUCUGUGUGCCUGGAGGUUUCAUGCUUGCCACCGUCCUGGGAUGUGUCUGCCUCGGCAUUGCCAGCAUUAUCUACUUUGUGGCAGCAAUCCGAGGUGAGCGCUGGGAGCCCAUUCUUCCAAGGAAGGAGACCCGGACACCAGUCGCAGAGAGCAUCAAGAAUCCCCCUCAGAAUCCACCACCGAGACCCCCUGCGGAGACUCGCAGGAAACGGGUGGAUGACCUGGAGGACGCAGCUUAUGACAACCCCAUCUCUGUCACCGACAACUAGUAGCCGGUCCACCGCCCCCGUCCUCCGUGUCCCUGCCUGCCUGACCUGUCACAACCAGUUACAAUGAGGCGUCACCAGACUCCGGACAAGUGAAGAGUUUUCUGAUGUUUAGUGAAGCGAGGGGCUGGAACACAUGUUGGGUCCACUCCUUCAUACCUCAACCUGCAGAGAAACAUUCUCAACAGGAGCUGAGAAUUAAAAAAGUCAGGGUUAAAGUGAAUGUUUUACUUUUGAAUAAAAAAGAAACAGGCCAUAAGAGAUUCAUGUAAAUACCGUUGCUGCUACAUGGCAACUAAAUACAGACACCAUCAGGUAAAAAGAUUGUAGGCGAUGUUUUGACUGCUGUUAAAAAAAGAGCAAAAGAAAUACUCAUCUUCUGCAUCAAACGCCAUACAGUAUGUGUUUUGAAUCCAUCUUGACCUGACUGUAUUGUGUUGCCAUGCAUAGAUCUUAUAUUAUACAGUUUUAUGUACAUACACUUUGUUAACCCCCUGUGUGUUUGUCACUGAUCACACAUGACUACAUAACAUCACAGCAUAUUGGCAUAUUUGUAUGCUUCUGAUAUUGGACAUUUAUUAUCAGGGUUUUUUUGUUCUGUACUUUGCUGUCUUGUAAAUAAAUCCCCUCUGCACCCUGAAUCACGA
Messenger RNA from Acanthopagrus latus (yellowfin seabream), 1306 nucleotides. RefSeq names its product cytochrome b-245 light chain (gene cyba). Lineage: Eukaryota; Metazoa; Chordata; Actinopteri; Spariformes; Sparidae. The record is from RefSeq and is a predicted model, not a curated record. Gene Ontology annotation, molecular function: heme binding. The transcript is spliced from 6 exons. Gene Ontology annotation, cellular component: NADPH oxidase complex. Bases 105 to 662 code for a protein of 185 amino acids. Gene Ontology annotation, biological process: superoxide anion generation.